Messenger RNA from Brassica rapa (field mustard), 2911 nucleotides. Its product is annotated as E3 ubiquitin-protein ligase RNF181-like. Gene Ontology annotation, cellular component: nucleus. NCBI's taxonomy places the organism in Eukaryota, Viridiplantae, Streptophyta, Magnoliopsida, Brassicales, Brassicaceae. Gene Ontology annotation, molecular function: ubiquitin protein ligase activity. The record is from RefSeq and is a predicted model, not a curated record. Gene Ontology annotation, biological process: ubiquitin-dependent protein catabolic process.
CAUUGAAUCUGAAACCCAAUUUUGAUGAUGAUGAUCAGUGGCAAACAUGGGUUGAUCAUGAGGGAUUUGAAAGCAACUACUACUACUAGCUGUUGGAUCAAACAUUGAUGAAGGAUCUUGUUGUUGUUGCAAGUUGUUCAAUUCCAUUUCAGUUUUUCUCUCCUCUUGACCUUCUUCCAUUCCAAGAGUAGUACCAAAUGAUGUAGGAUACGAAUAUUCUUCCCCAAUAUAUUCGAAACCCAAACAACCAUCUCCUUGCUGUUCAAACUGCUCAAAUUUUUGUCCAGGUUUGUUGCAUUUCUGAUCUACUUGUUUUACAGACUCAAAGAAGCAGUCUGAGUAAACAGUAAACGAACCAUCAAUCUCUCUGUUUUUAGUUCAAGCAUGACUUGAGAGAGCAUUUUUGGAAGUGAAUAGUAACUAUAUACUGUGACUUGAACUCUUACCUAUUAGGAAGAAAGCUGAAAUCACCAGGUAAUAUUGUUUGCUGGUUACUGUUAUCAGGAAGCCAAGUCAUGGAGUGAGCUUCUUGCAUAGUAUUAUUACCUCCCAUCACCAAGGGCAACUGUAUCCCGCUUUGAAACUGCAGUUUUAAGGCUUUGGUCAUCUCAUGAAGACAGAGAGUAUGUGAGAAUAUAAAGUUCUCACAUUGAGGAUUUGACUGGGACAUAAUAAUAUAUAAAAGACUUGAGCCAAUCCACUUACACUCACUUACCGCCAAUUAGUUUUAAGUUGGAAACCCAAAAAAGUUAGUGAGAGAUGGAGAACAAAUUGCUUUAACCUGUGUGGUUAUACAUUAUACUGGCAAAAGUUGGUUCUUUCCAUAAUGUUCCUGCAAAGUGAAGAAAACCUUUUUUUUGUAAAUGAUGCUCAUAUGAUGGAGUUGAACGGAGAAUAAACUUCACACACCUUGUAAAACUGGACUUUUUCUAUAGAUUUCCUCAAUGAUUUUCCAAUAAAAAGAGGUGCUCAGUGUUUUCUAUUCUAUUGAUAUUUGUCCAACAACUCAAAACUGCCACCAUAAGAAGAAGAAGACUCAAAUAUUGACUGAAACUAAAUUUCAAGAUAGUUGAAAAACUAAAGAAAGUAUAAUAUUUUCACACCUUAGGCCUUAGCCUCCUAUGAAACUCCAUAAGCUGAGCUUGGAAAAUGGCUACGUAGUUACUUCGACCCUGUCGUGGUGGUAAAGGUAACAAAAACUUUAGCAAUCUGACUCAGAGAGCUUUAAAAGUAUCUAACAAAAUUCAAGAAACCAUGAUGGUUGAUACAUACCUUGAUAGUUGAUUCCUGCAACAUAAAAGAGAAGACACCAUCCCAGAGGCUUAUUAACGACAAAAGUAUGGUUAGUAGUUAUAUGAAGUCAUAGCAAGUACCUUGCUCUUAAAAACUCAUGUAUGUUUACAUCAUGAUCAAGCUUUCUUAGAAGUCUUCUUUAGUGCCUGCAAUGGAGCAAAAACAAAUAAGCUCAGAUAUGUCAAACAAAACAAAAACGUUGAUGAGAAAGUAAGUAAUCAGGUUAUUCUUUACUUCAAGGCUCUCCAGCUUCCUGUUACGUCAAAAAAAUACAACACUUUAUUUUAGUUCAAUAGCACAAAUUAGAUGAUAGGGUUGAGACUUGAGAGCAAUCUAUACUUUUACAUAAUAAGGCUUACCAUACCUUUUUCAUUUUUGUCCUUUCUUACGGAUUAGUUAAUUGAGCAAACUUAUAAAUAACCUCUCAGCGCAUUAUGUCAUAUAUAUUUCAAUUUGUUUUUGUUUUUGUUUUUAUUAUUUCAUUCCUAUUUGUCCUUUCUCGUUUAAUCAUUGUGUCAUUUAUAUUUCAAUUUGUUUUUGUUUUUAUGAUUGCAUUCCUAUUUAUAACACACAGAAAAAAAAUGUGAAAGGGAGAGAACAUAGUAGUUGCAAAAAAAGGAAAGAACAUAGUAAAAAAGGGAAACUGUUAUUCUGUCGUCUGUAAGAAAAAGGGAAUUAUAAAUCGUCUUGAAAAAAAGGAAAUUAUAAAUCGUAUUACUAGGUUAUACUAAAAAAAAUACUGUUAGGUAACCGACUAAAAACGUUAGAUAAAAACUAGUGCUUGUGUUAUAAAUAAGUCACCCUAGAACAAAUCAAGUUCAUCGAUUCAGUUUCUUUUUCAGAGCGACUAUCAAAAAGAAAAAAAAGCGUUAAACUCUGUUUCUUCGACUGAUAUUUGCUUUCGUGAGUAGUCAUGAAACACAGAUUAUCCCACGAAAUAGAUAACUACCCUGAACCAGACGAUGUGGGCACAAUCAGAGUAACGGCAAGGAUCUUUGGCCAAGAUGAUAACUCGACGUUCACGACUCUGUCGCUUGCAAGAGACUUCAUAGAGAACGACGAGUGUAAAAGCAAAGAAGACUUGAACUACUUCUUGUUGGAAGCUGGAAUCAACGAAGAUGUUACCAAUAAUUCGACACUAGAGCUAGUUGUCUAUGUUGAUGAGGUGACGUGCCCCGCAAGUAUCGAGUAUUCUCCUGGAUGUGCUUUGAAAGUUCAGUUGGAUCUUAUUCCUGAUUAUCUCGAUGAUGAUGAUGACUCUGAGAUUCAAGAAGCUGCUCAAGUCUCGUUUGAUGAUACUAGCAGUAUCCGGUUUCGACCAGCUAGCAAGCUCGUUGUCAAGUCGCUAACCAGGAAAAUAUACAACAAGAAGAUUAAAAAGAAAAAGAAGAAGAUGGUUAGCUUGGAAGAGUGCAGGAUCUGUUUGCAAGACUUUAACAAUGGAGGAAUGGUUGUGACUUUAUCAUGUGGACAUGAGUUUGACGAUGAGUGUAUCGUAAAGUGGUUUGAGACCAGUCAUGUUUGUCCGUUGUGUCGUCUCGAGUUGCCAUGUCAAGAUGAACUAUAGCAUGUCAAGAUUGUAGGGUUGAACUUCGGUUACUUACUGUAAUAAAUCAUU